AUGGCCGUAUUAGGAUCUAUAGGGCUUAAGUUCAAGCUAGGGAUAGGAAUCGUUUCAAUCUAUGCUUCAUUUGAAGCAUACAUGUUUAUACGGACUCAAUAUGUCAUCAAAUCUAGAAAAGACGAGUAUCAAAAGUUGCUCAGGCAGCAGGAGCAGCAACAGCAACAGCAACAGCAACUGAAAGCACAGUUACGGACACCUCAGCUUGGACAAUCCGGUGACCUAGACUAUUCCAAAUUUAAAUCGGCUACUGUUGCAGGAAUGUUUAUCAACCCAUUUGACGAGUACAGGCCGCAAACGGCUUUUGAAUUUGUCCUUGUUCGAAUAAUGGAACUAUUUGAACUGUUGUAUGGGAACAUGUUUGAAAAACAUGCCAAAUUGCCUCAUCCACAUGACGGUGCCGUUGAUGUUGAAGAUGAAUUAAAAUUGUUCAAACCCAAUUUGGAAAAAUAUAGAACCAAUUCACAAAUUCUCCAGCAAUGUAUCACGAGUCAUGAUUUCCAGGCCUUGUAUCAGAAGCAACACAGUAGUGGGAUUUUGUUUAGAUCUACACUACCCUCCAUCAAUCACCAACUUUUAUUCACUUGGUUGGGCCAGUCAUGUACAUUAUUUCAAGUUUCAGGAAUCAAUUUCUUGACUGAUCCAAUACUAAGUGAUCAUUUGAUUACACCUUCAUUGGGUCCGAAACGAUUAACCAAAUCACCGUUAUCUUUGGAUGAUAUCAAAUACGCAACUAAUAACAAUCUUAAUUUUAUUUUAGUUUCUCAUGAUCAUCCUGAUCAUUUGGAAAUGGAUCUUGUUGAUAAAAUACGAAAUGAAAGUUAUUGGAUAGUGCCAUUGGGGUUGAAGAGUAAAUUAGCGCGUAGAGGAAUUCAUAAGGUGAUUGAAUUAGACUGGUGGGACACGUUGGAUAUAACGAAAUAUAUCACCCAGAACGACACCAACAGCAACAGCUCCACCUCCAACUCCACCUCCACCUCCACCUCCAGCAAUAAUUCUGGUUUCCAUGACAAAUACGAGAUUGAAUGUGUUCCAUCGAUGCAUUGGUCAGGACGGUACGUUAUUGACUCAAAUAAAUCACUAUGGUGCUCAUACAUUUUGAAACGUAAUGGGCAAUCAAUAGUGUAUCAUGCUGGAGAUACAGGAUACCUGAAGGAAUUAUUUGACGUUAUUGGUGCCAAGAAUGGACCCAUAACGUUGGCAUUGUUACCCAUUGGUCAAUAUUGUCCUAGUUGGCAUCAAAAACCACGACACAUUUCCCCCGAGGAAGCACUACGCGUAACACAGCAAGUGUCGGCAAUUUUCAUGAAGGGAAUACAUUGGGGUACAUUCAAGCUUAGUGGCGAGCCCAUUUUGGAACCGAAGAAUUUAUUAUCGAAAUUGGCAACCUCUAUGGGGAAAGCCAAUGAAUACCAAGUACCGCAGUUUGGAUUAACGUAUUUAUUUGAUUUAGAGCAUAAUAAAGAGAUAGAGUUACAUGUAUAG
Molecule: messenger RNA, 1485 nt
Organism: Lodderomyces parapsilosis
Lineage: Eukaryota; Fungi; Ascomycota; Pichiomycetes; Serinales; Debaryomycetaceae
Product: N-acetylphosphatidylethanolamine-hydrolyzing phospholipase D
Exons: 1
Coding region: 1-1485 (494 amino acids)
Biological process (GO): N-acylethanolamine metabolic process; N-acylphosphatidylethanolamine metabolic process
Cellular component (GO): membrane-bounded organelle; cytoplasm
Molecular function (GO): zinc ion binding; N-acylphosphatidylethanolamine-specific phospholipase D activity
Source: RefSeq, a predicted model, not a curated record